CCCACAGAAACUGAGAUGUGCCAUCAGCUGGCUGUGACACGGACACACCGCUCACCACUCCUCGCCCUCAUCCCUCCCUUCAAACCCUCUCACUGCCAUCUCCCGACAUCAGCCGAAUGAGGGGACUGGGGAAGAAAAACCAAGUGAGUGAAAGAAAGAAAUAAGCAGGGAGCGCUGCUCCAUGGUCACUCGCCCAUUGGAAGCUCGAGAGCGCAUUUUGGAUUCGACUUUUUCUUGGAGGGGACUUGAGAGAAAGAAGAAACAAGCGUUUGUUGGUGUGCCAAAGGCGAACAGCCAUGCACCUGAAUCGGGAAGACGAGGACGGAAAAGGUUCUUUGUCACUGAGUGUGUUCCUGGUAUCUGUGGGUUUAACGGUGUGUGUCGUGUGGCUGGUGGCACUAUGCGGGGUCUGUGGAUGGUGCCAGCGCAAACUGGGAAUGAGGAAUAAGCCAGGGGUGGAGACAGCGGGGACCCCGGACUCGGUGUCUGUUUCUGGGAGAGGACGAGGAGAAAAUAAAGCCAUCAAUGAACUCGACAGGGACUUUUGGAAUAACAACGACAGCAGCAAUGUGCAGCAGCGUUGGAGCUCCUAUCCGCCCAAGGAGUUCAUCCUCAACAUGUCCCCCUACGCCCCCUACGGAGACCCUCGCCUCACGCCCAAUUUUGGGGACCCCUCUCUUUCCACCACCUCCACCUUGGAGCAUAUCCCGUCCUCAGCAGCCCGCCCCAGGCCCCUGGUCAGGCAGCAAAGCCUCCAGCAGCCCCUUACCCACCAGCCCCCGCCAGGCCCCAACGACCCCCCUGCCACCUCCCAGAGUCUGGGCCAACUGCACACUGGACCUGGGGGUGGGGGCCUCCGGGGGGGCCCGCGGGGGGUGCGUGGUAGCCCGGCUGGGGCAGGGGCGUCCCGCUACAGGUCGGGUGGAGGGGCACGAUCGCGUUCCAACCCUGGAAGCUGGGAUCACAUGGUGGGACAGAUCCGGAACAGAGGCAUGGAUGUCAAGUCAUUUCUAGAGGGGAAGAUGGUCGUUCUGUCCCUCGCGAUCGGAUUGGCCGAACAAGAUGACUUUGCCAACCUUCCAGAUCUACAGGAGGUGCCAGCCAACAAAGAAACCCCUCCCGCCGACAAAAGAUCUAAUAAACCCGGCAGCAGCCCUAAAGGUCAGACCCCAGACGAGAGCAGCCGCCGGACAGACGCUAACUCCUCCGUCUCAGACCUGGCCAACUCUGUCACCAGUGAUAUGCUGAUGUUGUCCCCAGGCUCUGAGGAAGAGGAACACGAAGGACCCGUGUGCGAGAAAUUGGGACGCAUCCAGUUCAGCGUGGGAUACAAUUUUCAGGACUCCACACUGACAGUGAAAAUCCUGAAGGGUCAGGAUCUACCUGCGAAAGAUUUCUCCGGCACUUCAGAUCCAUUCGUCAAACUCUACCUUCUGCCAGACAAGAAGCACAAACUUGAGACCAAGGUCAAAAGAAAGAACCUCAACCCUCACUGGAACGAGACCUUCCUGUUUGAAGGGUUCCCGUUUGAGAAGGUGGUCCAGCGCACGCUCUACCUGCAAGUGCUAGACUAUGACCGUUUUAGCAGGAAUGACCCUAUAGGGGAGGUGUCCAUCCCCCUGAACAAGAUCGAUCUGGCCCAUGUGCAGACCUUCUGGAAGGAGCUGAAACCCUGCAGCGAUGGCAGUGGGAGUCGAGGAGACCUGCUCGUGUCUCUGUGUUACAAUCCCACUGCCAACACCAUCACUGUGAGCAUCAUCAAGGCACGCAAUCUCAAAGCCAUGGACAUCGGGGGAACAUCUGAUCCCUACGUCAAAGUGUGGCUGAUGAACAAAGAUAAACGAGUGGAGAAGAAGAAGACGGUGGUGAUGAAGAGGUGUUUGAACCCCGUGUUUAAUGAGUCCUUUCCCUUUGAUGUCCCCACUCACGUCCUCAGAGAGACCACCAUCAUCAUCACAGUCAUGGAUAAGGACAGACUGAGCCGCAAUGAUGUCAUAGGCAAGAUCUAUCUCUCAUGGAAGAGUGGCCCAGCAGAGGUAAAGCAUUGGAAAGACAUGAUGAGUCAUCCGCGCACUGCCGUUGCCCAAUGGCACGCUCUCAAAGCUUGAAGGACCCGCCUACCAAAAUUUGUUUAUGGAGACCCUUCCUUAAUUCACUGCUUUUAUUUUUCCCACCAAAAAGAGGCUAAGCACUGCCAAGAAGCCUGGGGGAGAAACCGAGAGAUGAGUAAACAGACUCGUCUUCCUUGAGAAAAAAGUUUGACAACUCAACUGUUCUCUGAUCAGCUGAACAGGGUGACUUCUAUCAUCGCUGAACUUGAAACGGCUGAAAACAAUCUCCCGAACAGACCCUUUUAUUGCCAUGUUUGUGUCUCACCUCCCUUGCGCCGUCCCUCUGACCAUACGGAAAGAUCCAGAAGGAUCGCAACCACAGUGCAAUACUUAGUUGAAGGAGGGAUGAACUUGUUGUGUGUUGGACGUCGUCACCUCUUGAUGUUUUUCUCGGAACAGUGUAGAAAUUCGCUGGAACUCUUCGUUGUCUUUAUGUACUGUAGGUGCUGUUAUGUGACGGAAAAAAGAGGUCUUGUUUAAAAAA
Carassius carassius (crucian carp) is the source of this 2595-nucleotide messenger RNA. Its product is annotated as synaptotagmin-7-like. NCBI's taxonomy places the organism in Eukaryota, Metazoa, Chordata, Actinopteri, Cypriniformes, Cyprinidae. The record is from RefSeq and is a predicted model, not a curated record. Gene Ontology annotation, molecular function: clathrin binding; phosphatidylserine binding; SNARE binding. Gene Ontology annotation, cellular component: synapse; axon; membrane. Gene Ontology annotation, biological process: cellular response to calcium ion; regulation of calcium ion-dependent exocytosis; regulation of dopamine secretion. Bases 297 to 2108 code for a protein of 603 amino acids. The transcript has 13 exons.